Molecule: messenger RNA, 1708 nt
Organism: Empidonax traillii (willow flycatcher)
Lineage: Eukaryota; Metazoa; Chordata; Aves; Passeriformes; Tyrannidae
Gene: KIFC1
Product: kinesin family member C1
Exons: 15
Biological process (GO): microtubule-based movement
Molecular function (GO): microtubule binding; ATP binding; microtubule motor activity
Source: RefSeq, a predicted model, not a curated record
CACCACAAGGUGGCCCCCCCUGUAGACCCCCUGCCCCCCAAAAAAGGCCCCCCUGGGACCUGCGGGGCCAAGUGGGGGACCUGCGGGAGGAGCUGGGCAAGGCCCGGGAGCGGCUGAGGGAGCUGGAGAGCCACAAACAGCACCUGGAAUGUGGGAACCAGCAGCUCCAGGAGCGCCUGGAGCAGCUCCAAAGGAAGCUCAUGGAGAGGGAACGCCGAGAGAGCGACCUCAGCGCCACAGUAGGCUCCCUGGAGGUGCAGCUGGAGCGGAGCCGCUCCCUGGCUGAGGGUUUGGCGCUGGAAAAGCGGCGUCUGGAGCAGGAGGAGCAGCAGCUGCGCCGGGAGCGGGAUGAGGCCAGAGCUCGGGAGCAAGCACUGUCAGAAAACCUGGAAAACACAGAGGCUCACCUGAGGCAGGUCCAGGAGCAGCUGCAAAUGCAGUUGGACCAGGUGGCCGCGCUCCAGGAGGUGGAAAGAUCCCAAAAAUCCCUCCUGGAUCAGCAGGAAGAGCGGAUCCACCUGCUGGAGAUGGAGCGGCGCCGCCUCCACAACGACAUCCAGGAGCUCAAGGGGAACAUCCGUGUGUUCUGCCGCGUGCGGCCGGUGCUGCCAGAGGAGUCAGAGCAGCACCAGGGACUGCAGCACCUGCGCUUCUCCCCCCAGGACCCCAAAGCGCUCGUCCUCACCCGGCCUGAUGAGUCCCACGUGGGGCGAGAGCGGCGGCCGGAGCUGCGCUACGACUUCAGCUUCGACCGUGUGUUCCCACCCGGUGCUUCCCAGCAGGAAAUAUUCGAGGAGAUCCAGCUGCUUGUCCAGUCUGCACUGGACGGCUACCCUGUGUGCAUCUUUGCCUACGGGCAGACGGGAAGCGGAAAAACCUUCACAAUGGAAGGGCCGGAACCUCCGGGAGCCCCCGAAUCCCGCGGGAUGAUCCCGAGGGCCGUCCAGCACCUCUUCCAGAGUACCCACGACCUGGCAGGCAAAGGCUGGCAGUACCAUUUCUCAGCCAGUUUCCUGGAGAUCUACAAUGAGUCCCUGCGGGAUCUGCUGCUCGGCAAAGGGCAGCGCGCGGCUGACCUGGACAUCCGGCGGGUCAGCCCUGACAGCGACGAGCUGCAUGUGCCCAACCUCACCUGGGUGCCCGUGAAGACUGAGGAGGAGGUGCUGGAGCUGCUGCAAAGGGCAAGUUCGCAGCGCUCGGUGGCUCAGACAGGGCUCAACAACCGCUCGUCCCGCAGCCACUCCGUGUUCCAGCUGCGCAUCCGGGGGGAGCAGCGGGCGCGGGACCUGCGCUCCUCCCUGACCCUGGUGGACCUGGCAGGCUCGGAGCGGCUGGAAAAGUCGGGAUCAGUUGGGAAUCGGCUCCGGGAAACCCAAUCCAUCAAUUCCAGCCUCAGCGCCCUGGGGCUUGUCAUCACCGCCCUGUGCAACAAGGAGCAGCACGUUCCCUACAGGAACAGCAAACUUACCUUCCUGCUCCAGAACUGCCUCGGUGGCAACGCCAAGGUGUUGAUGUUCGUAACCAUUUCCCCCCUGGAGGAGAAUUUUGGGGAAUCCCUCAAUUCCCUGCGCUUUGCCAGCAAGGUGAACGAGUGCAUGAUCGGCACCGCCCAGGCCAACCGGAAAUGAGGACAAGUGCCGCCCAUCGCCCCCCCCAUUCAUUGAUUUUAAAUGCAACAACCAAUAAAAAGUUAUGUAUGCUCAGCACU